AUGAGGCCCGGCCUCCACCUCCCCUCUCUCUCGCGCGUCACCUCGUCCGUCACCGCCAGCGCGCGCUCGUCACGCCCCGCGUCGUCGCCCCGUUCACCGUGCCUCCCCUACUGUCGCCUGGCUUGUGUGCCCCCGCGCCGCUCCGCCUCGCGCUCACCGCGGCCCCAGCACGCAUGCCUCACCGCACUCACGCCGUCCGCCCCGCACGGCCACCUCGUGCUGCUCCUCCCCAACGGUCACCGCACGCGCCGCCGGCAACGGCCGCACACGCCCAGCUCCCCCUUCUGCUGCUUCCGCCAGCCACCCCGCCCGCACGGCCCCGCUUCUCGCGCCGGCGCUCACCGCGGCGCCAUGUACGCUCUGGCCCUUCCUGCUGCUGCAGUACGCCGGGGCCUCGGUGCCCCUCGGUGCCCGCUGCGCCUCUCGCCGUCGCCUGCGCUGCCCCGCGCUCCGCCGUUGCCGCACGCGGUCGCAACCCCUCGCGUGUGCCCCCGCGCCACCACCUCCAGCCUCGCCGCGCCGCCCUGCUCCGGCCCGUCUCCCAUGCUCGGGCCGCCGGCCCGUGCCGUCCGCGCCCCCUCGCCUCGUCGUUCCAGCGCCCUGCUGUUGGCCUGGGCGGGCACCCAUUCAGGCUGGCGCCCGUCGCCUGCACGCCCGAUCCACUAG
Molecule: messenger RNA, 666 nt
Organism: Aegilops tauschii subsp. strangulata
Lineage: Eukaryota; Viridiplantae; Streptophyta; Magnoliopsida; Poales; Poaceae
Source: RefSeq, a predicted model, not a curated record